Molecule: messenger RNA, 5129 nt
Organism: Magallana angulata
Lineage: Eukaryota; Metazoa; Mollusca; Bivalvia; Ostreida; Ostreidae
Product: histone-lysine N-methyltransferase NSD2-like
Exons: 19
Coding region: 203-4135 (1310 amino acids)
Biological process (GO): regulation of DNA-templated transcription
Cellular component (GO): nucleus; chromatin
Molecular function (GO): protein binding; histone H3K36 methyltransferase activity
Source: RefSeq, a predicted model, not a curated record
UUUUCCCGCCGAUAUUAGCCGAAUUUACACGAAAGUUAUCUUCCGGUGAGCGUUGGUCUCUGUAUAGCAUGUUUAUCUCAGGGAAAAGAAGACUUUAUUUCUGAAGUAAGAAACCUGAAUACAAAUCAUGGUCAUAAAAGAUAACCUAUGGUAUGCUAGUUAACAUCCUAUAACAUUAAGAGCAGUUCAAUCCCAGUCUGUGAUGGAGAACACGAAGGCAGCAGUCAAUGGGGGGUGUACCUCCCCCUCCUUCAGGCAUCACCUCCCCCAGGUGGCCAAUCUAACCCGGAACAGCAAGAUAGCCCAGAGUAAGGCCGGCGCCAAGGUGGAGCCCGUCAAAGACGAAGCCACACUGGUGGUGGAGGACACAGGGAAAGUGGUCAAGAUCGAGAUCAUGGAAAACGCAUCAGGUGAACAAGAAAGACCUCUUGUACACCCAAAAGAACGAGCUAAAGCUGAGGCAAGAUCCCAGAUCAAGAUCGAAAAGGAACAGACAGCAAAGCAGGAGUCGGAUAGUAAUCCAGACCAGUCUGUGCAACAGGACCCACAGACAAACACUGGUGACAAGUCAGAGGCUUCAGGGGAAAGUGAGGCCAAAAGCUCAAGUACAUUAACAAAGAAAGCAGAAACUAAACAGAGUACGCCAGUGAGAACAAAACAAGUGAAAGAGAAAUCAGGAAAUUAUAAAAACAUAUUCGAAGUGACAAGUGUGGAAGGGAAGAGACAAAGGAAGCCCAAAGUUGUGAUUGACAUGGAGGAAUUGUCAAAAGGAGAUAAAUCGUCCAGCAGAAACACUAGUCUCAGUGGUGGUGAUUUGGACGUUUCGCUGGAGCCAGAAGUGAACAAAUCGACGACAUUUACAUCUCCCGUGGUGGAGAAACCGGCAGAGUGGAAGAUGGGUGACCAGUUGUGGGCGAAGGUGGCUGGACAUCCCUGGUGGCCGUGUAUGGUGGCCAAGGAUCCUUACGAAGAUCUUUACACCAAAAUGAAAGCAAGAAGCAGACUCUACCACGUCACAUUUUUUGGAAACGAAGGAGAACGGGGAUGGGCGGGGUCGAACUCAAUAAUGGAAUUCAAAGGAAAGGACAAAUAUGAUGAGCAUGUGAAACAGGCAUUUCUUAAUGCUAAAAAGGGUGAAAAAUUAAAACUUGAAAAACUCUAUAGAGAGUAUCCAAAUCGCCAGGCAGCUUGGCUAAUUGCCAUCCAUCAAGCGGAGGAAGCAAUGACAAUGUCUGUGGAGGAACGUGUGGAAAAAUUCAAAUGUGUGUGCACGCCCGAAAAGAAAAAGAAAAAAAGCACAGACAGUGGUAACGACAAUAAACAAGUCAAGUCCCCGAAAGGUAAAUCCAAGGAGAGAAUUCAGAAACGGAAGCGACAGUCAUCAGAACAAGUGAAGUCCUCUCCAGCUCCGAGCCCUGCAGCAAAACCUAGCUCCAAGCGACGAAGACUGGACGAAGGUUCUUCCCAUAAAGACAAGAAAUCGGAAGGUUCUUUUGAAGUGUUCUGCAGCAAACACAGGGACAGCAUGAUGGCAGACCAUCCUGAAUUUGAUGAAGCUACGCUCAACGAGUGCCUGCAGCAGCAAUGGCUGAUGAUGAGCCAGAAACAGAAGUCCCGAUACAAAUCCAAGCUCCAAGACACCCCAAAAGAGCCUGUUAUAUCCAAGGUAGCAGAGAGGAAAAUGUCCCCAACAGAGGAGGAAGAUGAAGAUUCGGAAAAGGAAACAAAAAUAGUUGCAAAAUUAAAGUUGAAGAGAGAAAAAUCCACAAGUGAUGAAAGUUCAUCAGAUAAUCAGGAGGAAGAAAAGAACUCUUUGUGUAAAAGUGCGAGGUACCUGUGCCAGGUGUGUGAAGAUAAUGGCGACCUGAUGGAGUGUGAGGGUGAAUGCCAUAAUUAUUUCCACAAGUCUUGUGUCAGUGAGAAUGUGGAGGAGCCGUUCAAAUGCGAGGAAUGUAAAUCAGGGGUUCACACAUGCUUUGCAUGCAAGGAGAAGGAUGAGAACACCAAGAAGUGUUCUGUUCAUUUAUGUGGGAAGUUUUACCACGAGAACUGCCUCAAUAAACUGAUGCACUCCAAGUCUGACAGCAACAAGGGCUUCGUGUGCCCCCUCCAUCAGUGUGCUACAUGCGCCAUCGAGAGCUCCAAGAAAACCAAGGCUAGCAAAGGUCGACUUCUCCGGUGUGUGCGAUGUCCGACAGCCUAUCACACUGGAGAUUUCUGUAUCGCCGCCGGGAGUGAAAAUCUCCCUGGACACAACAUUGUCUGCAGUAAACAUUUCCAGCCCAACCGCACUCAGAAAUACCACACCCACAUUAACGUCAGCUGGUGCUUCGUGUGUAACCUAGGCGGAUCUCUGAUUUGCUGUGACAGCUGUCCUGCCUCCUUCCAUGCAGAGUGUUUGAACAUCAACCCCCCAGAAGGCAAUUGGUACUGUAAUGACUGUGCCAUGGGUAAACAGCCUCUCUAUGGAGACAUUGUCUGGGUCAAACUGGGCAGUUAUAGAUGGUGGCCCUCUGAAAUCUGCCAUCCAAAGCGUGUACCUCACAACAUCCAGGAGAAGACUCACCAAGUGGGAGAAUUCCCAGUGCAUUUCUUUGGAACUAAUGACUAUUUUUGGAUCCAUAAAGGAAGAGCAUUUGGAUUUCAAGAUGGUGACAAAUAUAGCAAAGAAACUUCAAAGAAUAAACAUCUAGCUAAGAUUUUUGCAAGAGGAGUGCAAGAGGCAACUGAAGCAUUUCAGGCCCUGAAAGCCUUACGAGCUGACAAAGAAAAAAUGUUUAUUGAGAGGAGUGAGAAAAAGCCAGCUCCUUUUAAGUUUGUAAAGAAUAACAUUCCAGUUGGAAGUGUGGUAAUUCCCAAACCAGACUUGACCAGCAUUCCUCGGUGCGAAUGUGACCCAAAUUCGGAAGCUCCGUGCAGCAGUGACACGGACUGCCUGAACCGCAUGCUGAUGUAUGAGUGUCACCCGAGCGUUUGUCAGUGCGGAGAGAAAUGUCACAACCAGCGAUUCCAGAGGCGUGAAUACCCAGACUGUACUCCGUUCAAAACGGAGGGCAGAGGCUGGGGAUUGAGAACCAAUGUGGACAUUAAAAAGGGACAGUUUGUGCACGAGUAUGUAGGAGAGCUUAUUGAUGAAGAGGAAGUCAAAAGGAGGAUAGACGAAUCCCAUGAAAAUAACAUCAGCAACUAUUAUAUGCUCACACUGGAUAAAAACAGAGUAAUUGAUGCGGGACCGAAGGGAAAUCUGUCCAGAUUCAUGAACCACAGCUGUGCUCCCAACUGUGAAACUCAAAAGUGGACCGCCAAUGGGGACGUCAGAGUCGGAUUAUUUGCAAUUUAUGAUAUUCCUGCAGGUACUGAGUUGACAUUUAACUACAACCUGGAGUGCCUAGGAAAUGAUAAAACCAAGUGCAACUGUGGAGCUGAAUUAUGCAGUGGCUUCUUGGGUGUACGACCCAAGUCUGCUGUGGCUGCUUCAGUGGCUAAAGGCAAGAAAAAGGAUGAGAAGAAGAAGAGGAAGAGGAAUAAGAAGAAGAUUGACGGGAAGAAGGAGCACGAUGAUGAGUGUUUCCGCUGUGGUGAGGGCGGGGAGCUGGUGAUGUGUGACCGCGGAGGCUGUCCCAAGGUCUACCACCUCCACUGUCUGAAGCUGUCCAAACCUCCACACGGUAAAUGGGACUGCCCUUGGCAUCAUUGCGAUGAGUGCGGAAAACCGGCCAUAACCAUGUGUACGGAGUGUCCCAACUCGUUCUGUGCCACCCACACAGAGGGCCACAUCAAGGAGGUGGAUGGGGUGGCGGUCUGCAGCGAACAUGAUGAGGUCAGCUCAAGUGGUGCAUCCUCUGACGCUCAGUCUGAUGACGGUGGGGAGGACAGUAACGGACAAGCCCGCACCAAGGCCAUCCUCAAGGAAAACCUGAUCAGGAAGCGCAACCUCAACACCAAACAGGAAGAGGAGGCAGGCGCCGGUGGAAGCAAGAAGCCCCGCAAACAGAGUGUCGGAGAAUCCAAGAAAGGGGAGGGUAAAAGAGGGAAGUCGGCCGGGGGGAACCUCCUGGCUGUGGUUCCAAUGUUUGAUGACAGUGACGAGGGGUCGGACGAUCUGGUCAUAGAUAUUCCAGCUGUCCCGUUGUAAAGUGUGCAUUAUGUUUAGCUUCAUACUUCAUUUAUUAUCACGUGUUAUUUUAUCGUUAACUGUAGAUAGAAUUAGGAUACCAUUUUACUGAUAUAAAUGCGAAUGCCUUUUGUCAUUUUCUCACAUCUUUAAAAUUUAUUGAUUUAAUACAUUGGGGGACUUGCAUUUAGUAUGAAUUUUAUUUUUAAACAUGUGACCUAUUUUUUUUUAGCAUGUAUUGUUUCUGUACAUUGAUUGAAGUGUCAUAGCAUGCAGAUCAGACUUGACAUGAACUCUUGAAUGUCGUUCAUUGAAUUAUAUUUAAUAUCUUGAAUGUUUGGGAGAUGUGUAAAGUUAAAUAUCAGAAUGUUUUUAUUUUAUGUUAUUGUACAUUCUACGUCUUAUUUAGUGUCUCUAAAAUAAUUGUUUAUUGAGUGCAAUUUUAGAUUGUUCCAGCGAGAUCAUUUUGAUGAUCAUGUAAUUAGCUGUACCCUAUCAUUUUGUAAGUGUAAAAUCAUGGAAAACACUAAACAUCUUCUUUUGCAAUCUGUGGGGUGUUCUUGAUACCAGGAUGGUACACAUUAUAAAUGUUGGAUCACUGCAUGUCAUUUUGGGGUGGUAUGUGAACUUUGACCCCUGUUUUCUGCAGGAGGGCAGCGCAUGUUAUGUAUCAUGACACUAUAACAAUUUAUACAUAUAUAUGAAUAUAUUCGUGUUACAAAGUAUUUUGCAUUUGAUCAUUACUGUGUGAGAAAUUUGUUUUUAACUCAUUUUAUGAUGUAAAGAAUGAAGUUGUUUUAACCAUCGUAAAAAUAGAAUUUAUAAAAGAAAGAAAAAUUAUUUUACUUCUCAUCUUUUCGAAAAAAUUAUACUUGUCAAGAGUUUUAGAAAAUAAAGUGCGUGAAAGAGAUGGGAAAUAAAAUCCUAUACAUGUACAGUAGGUAUCUUGAUGUCUAAUUUAUUAUGUACCUGUACAUUGUGUGUACUGUAUGUAAAUAAAAGUCUCGCACUCUUA